AUGCAGGCGCGGCUGUGGCUCCUCCUCGCCGCGCAGCUGGCAGCUUUGCACGGCAGCUUGGUCCUCCAGCAGACCCCUGCAUCCUUGAUGGUUCAGACCAACCAGACGGUGACUCUGUCCUGUAAAACCGAAACCUCACCUUCUAACACACGCAUCUACUGGCUGCGGCAGCGCCAGGCCCUGAGCGCUAACAGUCACUAUGAGUUCCUGGCCUACGGGGUGUCCGUCAAUAAGACUGUGUAUGGCAAGGAGGUGGAGCAGGAGAAGCUGACUGUGCUUGGAAAUUCUCCCCGGAGCUUGCUCAAGCUCCAAAGUGUGAAGCCUGCUGACAGUGGUGUCUACUUCUGCAUGAUCGUUGGGGUACCCAACCUGAUCUUUGGGAAAGGAACUCAACUGAGUGUGGUUGAUGUACUUCCUACCUCUCCCCAGCCAACCAGGAAGACCAGCAGCCCUAAAAAGAAAGUGUGCCGAUUCCCAAACCCAGUAACUCGGAAAGGUCUGUCCUGCACCCCGCUCAUCAUCGGCCUGCUGGUGGCCGCUGUCCUGAUUCUUCUGGUGUCCUUAGGUGUGGCCAUCCACCUGCGAUGCCUGCAGAGGAGAGCCCGGCUUCGUCUCUUAAAACAGUUUUACAAGUGA
Molecule: messenger RNA, 636 nt
Organism: Rangifer tarandus platyrhynchus (Svalbard reindeer)
Lineage: Eukaryota; Metazoa; Chordata; Mammalia; Artiodactyla; Cervidae
Source: the annotation of a GenBank genome assembly